CGCGUCGAUUAGGCGGUUAGAUUUGAAUACUGCACGGAAGCUGUCUGGGCGCUGUUAGGUGACGUCCAGAGGCGACGGUGAACUACCUCUCCGAACCCUGCGGACCCUAACCGAACCCCGCGGACCCCAAACAGAUGUAAGGAGAAUUUCUUAAGCAGGAGGCUGCGGCAGAAAGAUUUUCUUCUAAAAUGGAUGGGAUGUCUUCAGAGACUAAUGAAGAAAAUGACAAUAUAGAGAGGCCUGUUAGAAGACGACAUUCCUCAAUUUUGAAGCCCCCAAGGAGUCCUCUUCAGGACCUCAGAGGUGGUAAUGAAAUAGUUCAGGAACCCAAUGCGUUGAGAAAUAAGAAAAGCUCUCGUCGAGUCAGCUUUGCAGAUACUAUAAAGGUAUUCCAGACAGAAUCUCAUAUGAAAAUAAUGAGAGAAUCAGAAAUUACAGAAACAGAUGCAAGGGAAAAUGUUCUCUUUAUACAGAAUAAGAAUCCAGAAGAUAAUUACUGUGAGAUUACUGGGAUGAACCCAUUGCUUUGUGCUCCCAUUCAGACUCAAAUGCAACAGAGAGAGAUUUCAGUUAUAGAAUACAACCGUGAAAAGAAACAUGCAAAUGACCAGACAGUCAUCUUUUCAGAUGAAAACCAAAUGGACCUGACAACAAGUCACACUGUGAUGAUUGCUAAAGGCCUUGUCGAUUAUACCAAAAGUGAAAAGUCCUCCAAGAUAGAUACCACAUCGUUUCUGGCUAACUUAAAGCUCCACACUGAGAAUUCAAGAAUGAAAAAAGAAUUAAAUUUUUCCAUGGAUCAAAACACUUCUUCAGGAAAGAAAAUAAAUUUUAAUGACUUCAUAAAAAGAUUGAAAACAGGAAAAUCUAAUGCUUCCUCUACAGGACCUGAUAAAGAAAAUUCUGAGAUAUCUAUUCAUUCUAAAGAGUCAAAUAGGGCCUCUUCUGUACAUCAAAUGCAUGUAUCUCUUAAUGUAGAUGAAAAUAGCAGUAAUAUGACUAGACUCUUUAGAGAACAAGAUGAUGGGAUGAAUUUCACACAGUGUCAUACAGCCAAUAUUCAGAGUUUGAUUCCCACAUCCAGUGAAGCCAACUUAAGGGAAUUUAAAAGUGAUGAUAUUACAGUUUAUGGCAGUGACUUGAUGGACUUGACAAUGAACCACACUAUACAAAAUUUACCCUCAGCAGGUAAUUUAUCUGAAAUAGAAAAUCAAACUCAGACUGUUAUGAUGAAUGUUACAACAGGUUACGGAACUAAAGCUCCAGGAGAGAAAACAGUCUUUAAGAAUAAACCAAAUGCUGCUUUUCGAGACCCUUCCUUAAAUCCCAAAGGUGAAAUACAUAUUACCAGAAGUAUUACAGGGACAGAAACUCACACAGUCACACAGACUUCUAAGCAAGAUGUCAGAACUUUGGCCAUGAUCCCAGAAUCUAUAUGUUCCAGUCCAGUUAUUCAAGAUUAUAAGACCUUUUCUUAUUCUAAUUGUAAUGAUGCCAUGGAACUUACCAAGUGUCUUUCAAGUAUGAGAGAGGAAAAAAAUUUGCUAAAGCAUGAGAGUAUUUAUUCCAAAAUGUAUCCCAAUCCAGAUGCCACCUCUCUUCUCAUAGAGAAAACUAUUUAUUCAGGAGAGGAUAGCAUGGACAUUACCAAGAGUCACACAGUUGCAAUAGAUAAUCAAAUUUUUGAACAAGAUCAGACACAUGUACAGAUAGCAGCCAUACCUGAAACAUCUGAAAAAGAAAUGAUCCCAAAUCGCAUAACCAUGUCAAAAGAUGAGGAAUUGAAUAUAAAUUGUAGCUCAGUUCCUCAUAUGUCUAAGGAAAGAUUACAACAAGGCCUGGUAAAUCCUUUAUCUGUUUCAUUGACUGACAAAAACACUGUAACCUUCACAGGUGAAGAUAAGAAUUUGACAAAAAGUCACACAACUAACUUAAGACGUCAAGCUCCUCGUGCAUUUUAUAACCUAGUAUCUGGGAAUACUGGUAAAUCUCACCCUGACAGCAAAAGUCCUUUAGAUGAAUGGGAAGAAAUGACCAAAAGUCAUAUUGAACCAUCCCAGCAACCAAACAUAAUGUCUAAAAACAUUCUAACUGAUACCUGCAGCAAAGAAAAAGAUCAAGUUUUGAAGAUUUCACCCUAUCUUGAUAAAGAUUCUCCUCAGUCAGCCAAUAUUAACCCAGACAAGGCAACAAGCUGUAAUAUAGCAUACUCUGGUAGAGAUCCUAAUAAACAAGCAGCACCGGGAAAUAAUAGAAAUGCAGUUUCAUGUGAGCAGUCUUUGUUUUCUACCAUAAAACUAUAUUCAUUAGAAGGACAGUCUGCCAUGGAAAAUCAUAAUACUGCUAUUAACAGUCAUACAGUAAAAUCUAUACCAGGCCAGAAUUCUAAACUGCCUGAGCCACUGAGGAAAGGCUUAGGCAAUCCUACCAUGGACUGUUCUCAUGACAAAAUAAUUGUUUGUUCAGAAGAGGAACAAAAUAUGGAUCUAACCAAGAGUCACACUGUUGUCAUUGGAUUUGGUCCUUCUGAACUACAAGAACUUGGUAAGACUAAUUUAGAAAAUACUAACAGCCAACUAACAGUAAAUAGACAAGUAAGUAUAAAAGUUGAAAAAUGUAAUAAAACUCCUAUAGAAAAAACUGGAGUAUUUAUUUCUAAUGAUAUGGAUGUGUUGGAGGACAGAUGUGUACAGAAACCUGGAUUUCUGAAUGAAAAGCAAGAUGUCAAAAUCUGUGGAAGGAAAAGUGUUGGCAGACUAAAACUUGAUAGGACUAUUAUAUUUUUAGAAGGUGGUGAGAAUGAUAUGGAUAUCACCAAGAGUUAUACAGUGGAAAUAAAUCACAGACCUUCAUUAGAUGAACAUGAUUCCCAUUUGGUGCCUUUAGCAGGAACUUCUAAAACUGUUUCGUAUUCAUGUGGGCAAGAUGACAUGGAUGUCACUCGAAGUCACACAACUGCCAUAGAAUGUGAAACUGUCUCACCAGAUAAAAUAACUACUAAGCCUCUGGACAAAACUGUAAUGUUUAUGGAUAAUCAUGAUGAACUUGAAAUGACAAAGUCCCACACUGUUUUCAUUGACUACCAAGCAAAGGAAAGAACUGUGCUUUCAGACAGACCUGACUUCGAAUUAUCUGAAAGGAAAAGCCUAGGAAAAUUAAAAGUGACUUCUGCUGAGGACAGUGUGUUUCUUCCAGAGAGAGGUGAAAGUGACAAUUCAGCAAAAAUCUGCCAGCUAACAGUACUGAGGGAACGGUCUAAUAGUGGUCCUAUAGGGGAAGCUGUAGCGUUUAUGGCUGAUGAUAACAUGGAUGUGUCUAAAUCAACCAUUUGGAAAAGUGACAAAGAUGUACAAAAGCCUAGAUUUCUGAAUGAACCUCUGUCAGGCAAAAGUCAAAGAAGAAAAAGCCUUAGAUUCAAAAAUGACAAGCCUAUUGCAUUUUCAAGUAACGAUCAAAAUGAUAUGGAUAUCAUCCAGAGUUGUACAGUGGAAAUAAGUAACAAAAAUACCCUGGAAGAUACAGAGGACUCCCAUUUGAUGCCUUCGUCAGGAAAUUCUAAAACUGUUUUAUACACAUGUGGACAGGAUGACAUGGAGAUCACUAGAAGUCACACUACUGCCUUAGAAUGUAAAACUAUCUCACCAGAUAAAAUAACCACUAGGUCUAGGGACAAUACUGUAAUGUUUGUAGGUAAUCACAGUGAUUUGGAAGUCACCAAGUCCCAUACUGUUUUCAUUGAUUGUCAAGCUGUGGAAAAGAUACUUCAAGAGUGCCCUAAAUUUGGAAUAGCAAGAGGAAAAACCUUGGGUAUUUCUUUUACUAAGGAUGGUAGCUCUGUUCGAGAAAACACUGAAAAAAAAUCACAAGUUGUAGAAAACAAAGUUACUCUUCACACUGAGCAAAAGCAUCAUGUGAUACCCUAUUCUACUAAUACUUUGUCUACGGGUCAAGGUGAGAUAGAAAUCAAAUUCCAUAGCACUGCUGUGGAUGAAAAGGUCAUAGGGAAAGUUACAGUGGAAAAAGCCAAACUUGAACACUGCCACUUAAAUAGCACAGAUAAAAAUAUUGAUUUUACCAACAGUCAUGCAACUGCUGUUUGUGGAUCCAGUGAUAAUUUACUAAAUGUUAUUUCCUAUUUCGAUAAUUUGGACGGAAAUGCCAUGUCCUUAUGUGAUGAAGAUGAGAAAGCAAAUAAUUGCCCAGUGCAAAAUGACCUUGAUUAUGCAAACGAUUUAGCCAGUGAAUAUUACUUGAAACCUGAGGGACCGCCGUUCUCUGCCCCUAGUUUUCUGUUAGAUAAGGAAAAAAUUAUUCAAACCAAUACCACAGGACAGUUAGCAUGUAUUGGAACAGUGCUUAAAGGUCAAAAUCUGAUUAAGGAGCCCCCAAAUCUGUUAGCUAGUCAAACUUUAGUACAUGGUCAAGAUCUCAGGGACAUGACAAGACUUGAUGCAAAGCAAGUAUCUUUUAAGCUUCCUGCGGAUCAAAUGGAGGACUUUGUUGAUAAUGCAGAACAUAGUUUAAAGCAGACCUUUGUUGAUGAUUGUGUUGCUUCUCAGCCUCGUUUCUCAGCCCAUCUACCUCUAUUACCUCAACAAGGACAUAAUAUUGUUAAUAAAGAUGAAACAAUAUUAUCUAAUGUUAGAAGAAAUAAGAAUUUAAAUAUUGUUAUAGGAAAUUCCUCUGCACCCACAUGUGAAAAGAAAUCCAAAAUGCUCAAUGAGAAACAGUUUACUAUAGCCUUUGAAAAGGAACUGAGGAAAAAUAUUCAAACAGCUAAAUGUAAUACAGCUAUAGAUUUCCACAGUAACUCAGAUUUGACUAAGCAAGUUAUUCAGACUCAUGCCAGUCCUAGAGAAGCAUCAGAUUCUGUGAUUCCAUCUAAUGCUGCAAGUUUUAGUAGUGGCAAAUCAAAUCCGAAUAAUACGAAUGGGAAAACUGAAAAAUUUUUAGAUUUCCAAACUGUUCAUUUACCACCUUCCCCAGAACCAUUACUCGAAUUAGUAAAUAAGUCAGACAAUGAUAGGAGUAUAGUGCAAGCUACAGAAAUACAUAAAAUUAACAUAGUGUCCAGCAAUGUUGAAGAUGAUAGAGAUGAAGAAAAAAUUUCUCAUAAUGGAGCUGAAAUAAACUCUGUACCAUUAGUGUCAGAUAAAGUGAGGAGAUGUUCUUUAGGAAUAUUUUUGCCCAGAUUGCCAAACAAGAGAAAUUGUAGUGUCACUGGUAUUGAAGACCUGGAGCAGAUUCCGUCAGAUACAACUGAUUUAAAUCACUUGGAAACUCAGCCAAUCUCCAGUAAGGAUUCUGUCGUUGGAUUUGUUGCAGCUGAACUAAACAUAAGUCCAUCUCAAUAUAUAAAUGAGGAAAAUCUUCCUGUGUAUCCUGGUGAGAUAAAUUCCUCAGACUCUGUUAGCAUAGAAACUGAGGAGAAGGCUUUGAUCGAGACAUACCAAAAAGAGAUUUCACCAUCUGAAAAUAAAAUGGAAGAAACCUGCAGUAGCCAAAAAAGAACCUGGGUACAAGAAGAUGAUGAUAUUCAGAAUGAGAGAAAAAUCAGAAAAAGUGAGAUUAGGUUUAGUGAUACUGCACAAGAUCAAGAGAUUUUUGAUCACCAUGCUGAAGGGGAUAUAUAUAAAAAUGUUAACAGUGUAUUGAUAAAAAGCCCAAGCAGGACCCCAUCUAGUUGCAGCAGUUCUCUGGAUUCGAUCAAAGCUGAUGGGACUUCUCUGGACUUCAGCACACACCGCAGUAGUCAAAUGGAAUCACAAUUUUUCACAGACAGUAUUUGUGAAGAGAGCUUGAAGGAGAAACUCAAAGAUGGAAGAAUAACAGUAAAGGAGUUCUUUAUACUUCUUCAGGUCCAUAUUUUGAUACAGAAACCCCGACAGAGUACUCUCUCAGCCAAAUUUGCUAUAAACACACAACCUACUCCAGAAGACCUGAUGUUAAGUCAAUAUGUUUACCGACCCAAGAUACAGAUUUAUAGAGAAGAUAUUGGGACUCUUCGCCAAAAGAUUGAAGAAUUAAAGCUUUCUGCACUGAACCAAGAUAAACUUUUGACUGAUGUAAAUAGGAACCUAUGGGAAAAAAUGAGACACUGCUCUGAUGAGGAGCUGAAGGCCUUUGGAAUUUACCUGAACAAAAUAAAAUCACAUUUUACCAAGAUGACUAAAGUUUUCACUCACCAAGGAAAAGUGGCUCUCUACAGCAAGCUGGUGCAGUCAGCUCAGAAUGAGAGGGAGAAACUUCAGAUAAGGAUAGAUGAGAUGGACAACAUACUUAAGAAGAUUGCUGACUGUCUCACUGAUAUGGAACUAGAAACUAAGAAUUUGGAGGAUAAAGAGAAAGACAGUUCUGUGGAAGAAUGGGAUUCUGAAAUAAGAGCUGCAGAGAAAGAACUGGAACAGCUGAAAACUGAAGAAGAAGAGCUUCAAAGAAAUCUCUUUGAACUGAAGGUACAGAAAGAACAGAUUCUUGCUCAAAUAGACUUAGUGCAAAAACAAACAAAUAGAACUGAAGAGCUACUGGAUAAGUCAAGCUUGUCUGAGUGGGAUGUCAUUGAAUGGAGUGAUGAUCAAGCUGUAUUCACCUUUCUUUAUGACACAAUAGAACUCAUCAUCACCUUUGGCGAGCCAGUAGUUGGUCUCCCUUUCCUGAACAAGGCUUAUAGGAAGAUUGUUGACCUGAAAUUUCAAUCUCUGUUAGAUGAGGAUAAAGCUCCUCCUUCCUCCCUUUUAGUUCAUAAGCUUAUUUUCCAGUACAUUAAAGAGCAGGAGUCCUGGAAGAAGAAAUGUACAACACAGCACCAGGUACCCAAGAUGCUUCAAGAACUCUCACUGGUAAUAAGCCACUGCAGACUCCUUGGAGAAGAGAUUGAGUUUUUAAAGAGAUGGGGACCAAAUUAUAACCUAAUGAACAUAGAUGUGAAUAAUACUGAAUUGAAGCUUUUAUUCUCCAGCUCUGCAGCAUUUGCAAAGUUUGAGAUAACUUUGUCUCUCUCAGUCCAUUAUCCAUCUGUUCCGUUACUUUUCUCCAUUCAAAAUCACCUUGGAAACAUUGGCCGCGAUGAAAUUGCUGCCCUUCUAUCUAAAGUGCCACUGGAGGACAACUACCUAAAAAAUGUAGUCAAGCAAAUUUACCAAGAUCUGCUUCAGGGCUGCCAUUUCGACCAGUGGACCCAUGGACCACAGCUGUAACAACCAAGCACAGUACACUUAAUAAUGAUGUUAUGUCAGAGUCUCCACUGCUAUUUAAUCUUUGUCUUUAGUUCCUAGAAAGAAGCCUAGUAAAAUGCCUUCUUAUGAUGUUAUAGUUAA
Molecule: messenger RNA, 7316 nt
Organism: Pteropus alecto (black flying fox)
Lineage: Eukaryota; Metazoa; Chordata; Mammalia; Chiroptera; Pteropodidae
Gene: KNL1
Product: kinetochore scaffold 1
Exons: 26
Coding region: 189-7196 (2335 amino acids)
Biological process (GO): attachment of spindle microtubules to kinetochore; protein localization to kinetochore; cell division
Cellular component (GO): nucleus
Source: RefSeq, a predicted model, not a curated record